CACAAACAACAUGGCGGACGCCGUAGGUUGGAAGAGAAAUCUGAGAAAACAACUCCGACAACGAAACCGAGUGGAAUGUGAAUAUUUUAAAGAACUCAUCAACAAUCACAACAAAAUUUUUGAAGGUGUUGAUUCAAUGCGAACUCAGAAUGUGGCUCUUCAAAUACAAGUAGAACGAUUGAAACAGGAGAACUUAGAUUUAAACCUCAAGAGUGAAACGAGUUCUAGUGGAAACGGGGGAGGAGGAAAAGCUUCCAAUGAAAAAAUCCAGUCUUUGGAACAAAAAUUAUUUAAACUUCAAGAAGAACUUACUGAGAUGCAUCGCCGAAAAGGAGAAAAUGCACAGCAACUUAUAGAUGUCAGUCAUGAGCUGCAAGAAAAGGAAAAAUUGCUAACAUCCAAAGACACAAAACUCACUGAAACUCUUUUCCAACUAGAUUCUCUUAGAAAUGAAAUGAAACACUUAGAAGAUUCCAUUAUAGAGAAAGAAACUGCUUACCAGCUGCUGCGAGAUGAACAUCAGGCAUUACAACUUGCAUGCACAUCAGCAGAGGAAAAAUUACGAGUUGCAAAGGAGGAGAACACUGAAUUAAUAACUAGGUGGAUGGAAUUAAAAGGCAAACAGGCAGAAUUUUUAAAUUUUGACAAUGAGGAAUACCACAAAAAACAACGAGCAAAACUAAAACAAGACCUAAAGGAAGCUGCUGAAACUCAUGUUGAUAUUAAACAACCAAAAAUUAGACCUCAACGCUCUGGUUCGCAGUCGAUGCAAAUCUGUUACCAGGCUAUCAUUCCAACACAUGCACAUUAUAAAUUUGAUGCACAUGACGGUGAAGUGAAUGCCGUUAGAUUUACAUUGUCAGGAAGGAUAUGUGCUACAGGUGGUGCGGAUAGGAAAAUUAAAUUAUGGGAGUAUGGAAAUGGGCAACUGAUUUUAAAAGGUUCGUUAAUGGGUAGUAAUGCUGGUGUCAUGUGUGUGGACUUUGACAGUCAAGAGCACCAUGUAUUGGGGGCAUCCAAUGACUUUGCUAGUCGAGUAUGGAGUAUAGCAGAUCACAGACUUAGGCAUACGCUAACGGGUCAUAGUGGCAAAGUAUUGGCUGCUAAAUUCUUUGGUGAUGCUUCAAAGGUGGUGUCUGGCAGUCACGAUAGAACGUUGAAAGUCUGGGAUUUGAGAAGCAAAGCGUGUAUAAGGACUAUUUUUGCUGGAUCAAGCUGCAAUGACUUGGUUACCAGUGAAGCUGCCGGUUCCACUAUUAUCAGUGGUCACUUUGAUAAAAAAGUUAGGUUUUUUGAUACCAGGUCUGACACAUGUGGUAAUGAGAUUACACUGCAAGGUAGGGUGACAUCUCUUGACCUGUCACCGGAUAGGACUAUGUUGCUAAGCUCUACUAGAGAAGAUUCACUUAAAGUUAUCGAUCUCAGGAUGAACCAAGUUAUUUCAACAUGCUGUGCUGAUGGGUUUCAUGUUGGAAACGAUUAUAGCCGAGCUGUUUUCAGUCCAGAUGGUCAGUAUACAUUAGCUGGAUCACAGGAUGGGUCUGUGUUUAUAUGGAAUACAGCAACUGGUAAACUUGAAACCAGGCUAAUGAAAGAACACCAUUCCUCUGUAGUGGCAGUUGCUUGGCAACCAAGUGGUGCUAUGGUGAUAAGUUGUGAUAGGACGAAAAAAGCGAUACUUUGGUCAGAUAUUUAAUGAUUCACUAUUAAAUUCAGUUUAUUGAAAGGUCUUAUCAUAAUGUGGUAGUUUUUACUCUACCUGUGCCUCAAAUCGAAAUCACCUACAUACAUUCUAUGGACCUUUAGAUGGCAAAAAGCAGCAUUAUUAGAAAGAAGACCAUUUGUAGUAAAAGAAAACAUCAUCAUAACAAAAAAGUUUCAUACUCCAUUUAAGUCCUCCAUAAUACAAAAUUAAAAAAAUAAUUAUUUGAUACAAAGAUAAUGUAACUUAUUAAAAAAAUUUCACCCAGAAACUGGUUGAAUCAAGACAACCAUGUACAAAAUAGAUACCACCAAAAGUACUUUAUUUCGGAAGGGGAGAUACUUUGUUUUGUCGCCUUCAUUUGCAUUUUAAAUUG
This is a messenger RNA of Saccoglossus kowalevskii, 2078 nucleotides long. Its product is annotated as autophagy-related protein 16-1-like. The record is from RefSeq and is a predicted model, not a curated record. NCBI's taxonomy places the organism in Eukaryota, Metazoa, Hemichordata, Enteropneusta, Harrimaniidae. Gene Ontology annotation, molecular function: protein-membrane adaptor activity; protein binding. Gene Ontology annotation, biological process: autophagosome assembly. Gene Ontology annotation, cellular component: autophagosome membrane; Atg12-Atg5-Atg16 complex; phagophore assembly site membrane.